Molecule: messenger RNA, 902 nt
Organism: Cylas formicarius (sweet potato weevil)
Lineage: Eukaryota; Metazoa; Arthropoda; Insecta; Coleoptera; Brentidae
Product: COMM domain-containing protein 4
Exons: 5
Coding region: 284-847 (187 amino acids)
Source: RefSeq, a predicted model, not a curated record
GAUCGCGUCCUCUAUUGGGAACUGGCAACACAGUUACCACACCACGUGACCUGCAAAAAGUUUUCUAGGCCUCUUCUGCAUUCUACAUUUUAAUGAUUCCAAAAUAAAGACCUAAGGCUUCAGAAUACUGACCUAACGUGUUCAAAAAUAUCGGUUAGAAAAUAUUUCAUUAGAGGGCGCGGUUUGUAGCGUUUGGUUGUUUGAAACGUCGAAAACAUAGACAACACUGCCAUGGUAGUGUGAAUUUUAGGUUAGGUUGUCGUGGGACAAAUAAUACGUAAACAUGAGGUUUCGGUUUUGUGGCGAUGCCGAUUGUCCGGAUUGGGUUCUUGCUGAAAUAAACACCCUUUCCAGACUGUCUUCGGUUAAAUUAAAGCUCUUAGGGCAAAUGGCAGUGAAAGGUAUAGUACACCCACCCUUUGACGUCGAGAAACUCAAUAAAUUGUUUAUUGACUCUAAGCUUGAUUCCGAUAUCGAUUUAAAAGCUUGUAUAGCGUGUUUAACUUAUAUAAUAUCGUCGGCAACUCGUUUUAAUUGUGAUAGUAGCGCUUUGCAGUCGGAACUUCAGCAACUUGGUUUACCUCGAGAACAUAGCACUUCUAUUAAAAGGGUAUUUGAAGAUCAGAACGCAAAUUUAGCCGAAACGUUUAAGACACAAUCUUUAAAAGUGAACGCUUUGGAGCAAUUCGCAGCUAACGCCGACAUGGAUUUGAAUUGCGUUAAAGUGGACUUGACAAAUGCUGGAAAUACUAGGACUAUAGCACUAGCGCCUGGCACAGUAGAUGCAUUAUUAGCCGACUUGAAAAGUGUUAGGAAGACUAUGGCUGAUCUGAAUGACUAUAUGUGACAUUUAAUCUAGUUAUUUUGUUAAUAUUUAGAGAAAUAAAUCAAUUUAUAAGUAA